GGCGGGCCGAGGGUCGCGGCUCGGAGCCGGGGGCGGAGGCGAUGGCGGCGGAGGCCGCCGACCCACGGAGAGCCGGAGACCUGCCGCAGCUGGCGGAAAAUCUGCUGUGUCGGCUGCAGGAGAAUUUUCAGGCUCUGACGGAAAAGUUAACGCUGAGAAUGGAAGAAAUGGGUGAGCGCAUCAAUGACCUUGAGAAGCGUGUUGCUGACCUGAUGACAGAGGCUGGGAUAGAAGAGAACACUGAUGAAGACUUGAGAGUAAAGAAACUUAAUUAAGUGUUUAUGUAUUUUAUAUAUUUCCACUUAAUUUUGAAUGAUGGGCAAGAAUUAGCAUGAAAAUAACGUUUACAUAUUUACAUAUUCAAAAGUGUACUUUUUAAAAACAUAUUUAAAAUUAUCUUGGAUUUCUGUUUGCCAAGAGCCAAAGAAUGCUACCAGUUUUACAAAAGAAAAGCUGCAUCUUGCUGCGUCUCUUUCAGCUGAGUGCCAUGUAUGAGGGUGGUAGUGCAAACUAAUCCCAAGUACGUAAAUUGAGGCUGUACAUUUGUAAUGAAAUGUAGUGGCUUAAAGUGCUCCUGCCCACCAUUCCUGUCCCUCAGGUAUGCUAACCUAGCUGACUGAGGAUUCUCACUGGUAUAAAUUUAUGUACAUGUGCUUUUAAACCUGCUUCAGCUUCCCAGCAUGGCUCAGAGCACACCUCUUACAUGCACUCUUAGUAUUUAUGAGACGGCCUUGCUUCCCUGUUCUGUGGAUGCAGGUGAUGUUGUCUUCCUGUUGUUGCACACUUUCCUGAUUCAAAUUGAGACACAUCAAUUAUUCUUGUGAUUGAGACUGCUUACCCAGUGAAAGACAGAAACGUCUGUAAAUA
Molecule: messenger RNA, 867 nt
Organism: Lepidothrix coronata (blue-crowned manakin)
Lineage: Eukaryota; Metazoa; Chordata; Aves; Passeriformes; Pipridae
Gene: HSBP1L1
Product: heat shock factor binding protein 1 like 1
Exons: 3
Coding region: 42-275 (77 amino acids)
Biological process (GO): cellular heat acclimation
Cellular component (GO): nucleus; cytosol
Molecular function (GO): transcription corepressor activity
Source: RefSeq, a predicted model, not a curated record